AGAGGCACAGGCAGGCUCACUGAGUAUGCUGUGUGAAUUGUGAGUGAUGUGACUAGUGUCAAGUGUGAAAUGUGUUAUGUAUACCGUAGUAGUUAGUAUGGUCAUUCAUUAGUUGCGGGUUGCGGCCGUGAACACUUUUGAUAGUUUAGGUCAAUAUUAAAAUAUGUAAAAAGUUCCCCAUAGCGACUGCCGGCAUCUAUUACUUCCGCUGAGGAUUUCUUAAUGAAAGUGGUAAACUAUUGCUGACAUGUGAUGUGCAAAAUAUGUAAUGAGUUUGAUUAAUAUGAAAUUUUAUUAAAACGAAAACAGUGUUAUGUCGUUUAUAAAACUUGUAUUCAAUACUUAAACGUGUUUGUAAAAUGGUUUCGAGUGGCGAUAAGGAAUGGAAGUCUAAAUUUGAGUUUCCAAUCAAUUAUGAUUCUGGCCAAAGUUCAGAUGAUGAUUUAAACUCCAAGGAUGUAGUGAUGCGCCAUCCCCGGUCCUCGCGCUUUCUUCUGGAGGAAUGUGGGGAUGGGUCUGAAGCUGAUCUCUUAGGGAGCACGCCUCCCCGGUCCAGGAUCCGAGAUAAGGAGAAGCGUAGAAAUAUGAUAGAUUCUAGUUUGAGUUACAACAAUAUGACAGAUGGGAAGUCGGUUGACAGUUUCCCUGCAACUCAGCCGACGCCACCAGAGCGUUUAAAGAAACGAGCCAGCAUGAAAUUCAUUCGCGCCAAAGAGAGGGACUGGAAGCAAGAGUUUGGGCAGAUGGAGAUGAAGGCAGAUUCCCUGCCUUCUCCCGGCGUUAUGACUUCUGUUCCAACUUUGAAGGUGGAAUCAUGCAGUCGUUUCAUGUCCCUCGUGUCGCGGCCGAAGUGUCGGCAACCGGAAGAGGAAAUAAGGGGGUGUUGUGAUGACGAAGUGCCCGCGAGUCGCAUCAACUUCCACGACACAUUUAGUAUGCUCAUCAAUAUGGGGAAUAUGGAGAAAGGAUGCCGGAGAACUAUAAGUCGUGAAGAGCAAGUAUGGCAGAAUGAGUUAAAGGACCUCAUAUGGCUGGAGUUGCAGGCCAAGAUCUCUGGACGGACCCUGGAGCAACAGGACGAUUUCCUUUGCGCUCAGAGAAAAGUUAUACCCAAUAUUGUACAACGGAUUUUGGACUAUAAAUUUGUAACUUCAAAACCAGUUUGUAGAUCUGGCACGAGAUUGCAACCGACCCAAGAGUGCUCCAAUGAAGAGUUGUCUUCGGAUUGUUGCAACGAUGGAGCUAAUCAUGAAGAUAUACAAAUCCAACUGGGUUGUCUCAGUAUAGACUGCACAUUAUGCUCGGACGUGAUAGGAGAAGCGAUGCGUGAAGUUGGUGGUAUUUUGGACGCAUUUGACAAUGCUGUUGCGUUGUACCCGUCUUCUACAGCUGCCAAGCACGAUCACCCGGCUCUUGCGUCACCAGAACUUAAUGAUAGAAUUAGGGCUAUGUGUCUUUGGUACAACACGGCCCUUCACAUGCGGCUAAAGUUGUUAUCAGUACGUCGUUUGCUACGUAUUGUACGUACACGGAAUCGUCGAAGAGAAAUGCAACACAAACCGUCCGUUGAUUCUACUAGUAGCAGAUCUUCAGAUGCCCACUCGGGUCAAGUGCGUUUCAAUGUAACCACUCCGAGUGGUUCCAAUAGCAGCGCAUCGAGCGGACAGUCGAAUGAUGAUAAAAAGUCCGGAUCGGAGGACCAGGAUAAAGAGCAAAAACCUUUGGAUAACGAAUCUCUUAAACAGGAAGAUGGUACAAUCGACAGCGGAUAUAGUAGAUCUGAUCGAACAGGUGACGCAACUCCCGAGAUUGUAUUGGAUACGUACAACAUGAACGAUUCUGAAGAUUACGCUUCCGUCGAACAAGAAUGUUUACGCGGAGAUGCCUUCUACAUCGGGCCUCUGGAUGACUUAACACAAAUGAGAUUGCUCGACCGACAGCAGGUCUCUGUUUUUCGCGACUAUCAUUACGACAUGCUGAAAACGGCGGGAGUCCGACGUUGUAUGAUGUUUAUGAAUAAGAUUUGGAGUAGUAUUCUUCACAAGGUCUACCAUGUGCUGCAGGAACCACAGCAAAUAGAUGCGUCCAUGGAAGAGGAAUCAGAAAUCGACUCCACCAAAGAUGACAAAGAGACAAAUGCAAAAAAUAUAUAUGUAUUGAAAAGAUAUGGUUGCUGGAGCCCCGAGAGCAUUUCAAUGCAACUGCCUUCCUUCCGAAACCACUACCUUCUGCUGAACUGCAUCUGCAUGGAGGCCCUCCACGACUAUCUUGCCCUGCGAGUUGACUCGCGUCCCGAUCAACCGUCAUGUCUUACUAUCAAACAGUUAAUCCACGAAUUGAAAGAAGGGUUAGAUAUAGCGGCCGAAACGCGCGCCUCCUUCGCCCGGAACGUGGAAGCCGCGUUGCGGGGUUGGUCCAUAGCGCCCACCACGAGGCAGGACCUCCUCAUGGUGCUGAAGACGUAUGACGCCACGGUGGAUACUUGCACGCAGCUGUACCUGUCAUAUCUCCGUACGAUGUCGCUUCAAGAGUCAAUGAGUCGCGCUGCGCUCUCCGCCGAAUGGGCCUUCGCCAUCCGAUUGGCUGCGCGUGCGCCGCCUGCGAGGAAACUAGCGCCACCUGCUUUCGCGGAUAUCGCGUGUAAUCAAUUGGAUAGGAUUCUGAAACAGUACCAGGAGAAAUUUAAUAAAUUAAAGGAAAUUGAACUUGAAAAUGAAAGUACCGAAGGUGACGCUCAGAGGUACGUCGUAUACCUUCUCUGUCGCGAGGCCCAAACGAUCUAUACGGGAUCUCGAGAAAGCGCACUUCAGGCCGCGCAAUGGGCGCGCGCACUCGCAAACCGACUGCCUCCACAUCACGCACGAUAUAAGGCGCAAAUAUUUAACAGCCUGAUGGCCCUUCGUAAUUGUCUGGUGGAACAUACUAAACAUAUAUUAGAGCGAAGUCGGCUUCCCGCGAGUGACCCCAACAUUUCCACUGAAUCAUGGGAAUAUCUCAAUGCGAGAGUACGAGAAUUGCUGCUGCAAAUCUACAAAUUGGGAUUUGAGUUGCACAUGGAAAUGCACAACUUCGCUCAAGCGCCAUUCAAACUUCGGCGCGAAAUGCGCGCGCGGCGACUUCGACCGUCUUCCUUGCAGCCUUCAAGAGUGGAAAAUCCAGUUCUGAGACGAAAACGUCCCGAGACAGUUCUCAUUCACGAAUCUUUCAAUCCUAUGCUGCACAAAGAGUUGCAUAGGUUCGUGAGCGACGCGCCGACUUGUCGUCCGAUCGGACGUCCGGCUGCUCCUACGCGUCGAGUCCGGCUCAUGAGGUCUGAGAGUAUCGGCGAAGAGGGGGAAGGAAGCGUAUUAGAUGACAUAUGCUUGAAGGAUAUCGUCCAAGGCAAUAUAGAAUCGCUCCUUUCGGGUUCUGAGGCUCCCAGAACAACGGAUCGAAUGGAACGCUGUGAAGAGCCCACGGCGGAGGAAGCGGAAUGGGCGAAGCAGAUAGCGCGCGCCGUCAUCGAAUUCGCCAGAUGCUGGAUGAUGUUCGUCGUUGAGAGAUGCGACCGCGGAAGAGGGUUGAGGCCUAGGUGGGCUAGUCAAGGUUUAGAGUUCCUAAUGCUUGCUUGUGAUCCUUAUAACACGAAGCAUUUGACUGACGAAGAGUUUGAGGAUCUGAAGCAACUGAUGGAUGGGUGCAUAUCCCACGUGAUCGGUUCCCGUCCAACGACUUUUCCUUCGUUAUCGCCGACGCCACCUCACAGACAUAGACUGCGAUUACAUAGUCCCAUACCAAAUUCUAGUCACAAUAACAAAGAGGCCCAAUCCCCACCCGGGGAACAGGACACAUCACCACCUGUCUUCGCUACUCCCGAAACGCUAGCUUACAGCAAAAGAGUUCGAAACGCAGUUCAACAUUUAGACGAGGCUCGGGAUCAGAAGCUUCGAGAAGAUAAACGCGUCGGACGCGUUUUAGGAGCGUCCGUCCAGUGCUACGAGCCGAAAUUACGACAGCUCACGUUCAAAUGGCAGAGGGGUUUGAAGAUCGGUGCUGGCACAUUUGGAAAGGUAUACACAGUAGUAAACACGGAGAGCGGUCAGGUGUUAGCGAUGAAGGAGUUAAGUAUAGGCGCAGGAGACCGACGUGCGCUGCAACGAGCUGCGAACGAACUGCGCGUACUCGAGGGCGUUGUACAUCCCCACCUUGUCAGAUAUUAUGGCUGUGAAUUACAUCGGGAGGAAAUGCUGUUAUUCAUGGAACUCUGCGUGGAGGGAUCUCUGGAGGCGUUGAUAGCGACAAGCGGCGCGUUGGCCGAACACACAACGAGAAGAUACACAAAGCAACUGUUGUGCGCUGUCAACGAGCUGCACGCGCGGUCUAUAGCGCAUCGAGAUAUUAAAAGUGGCAAUAUAUUUCUUACAAACGAAGGUCAUUGCUUGAAGCUGGGUGAUUUCGGUUGUGCGGUAAAGAUCCGAGCUAACACCACUGCGCCGGGGGAACUACAAGGAUUCGUCGGCACACAAGCAUAUAUGGCUCCAGAAGUAUUCAUGAAGUCGUCGGGCCACGGACGAGCUGCCGACGUAUGGUCUUUGGGAUGCGUAGUCACCGAAAUGGCUUCUGGGAAGCGUCCGUUCUCCGAAUACGACAGCAACUACCAGAUUAUGUUCGUGGUGGGAAUGGGUGGAAGGCCACACAUCCCUGACUCUCUUUCCAAAGAAGGGCAGGACUUUUGUAUGGCCUGUCUCACUCAUGACCCCGAGAACAGACCGCGCGCUGAAGAACUUAAUUUGCAUCACUUCUUGAUGGUAAAAUCCGACGAUGACUGUACCUGCGAAACAGCACGACUCAUGAGAUGAAAACAAUUACUUAAUUAUUUAUAAACAAAAUUUAAUUAAUAAAAUACACGUAUUCCAACCUUUACUUAAGUUGACUGUUGUCUGUGAUUGAAGAAUUGUUAAAAGUUAGUUUUUUUAUAGGUAAAAGGUUCUUCGUUUCGAGGCGUUUUUGGAAGACCAAAAACGCCUCUAAACGAAGAAAGUCUUCAAAAUUAAAUUCACGUUAACAAAAUGAGUGUUACGGAAAUAUUUGCUAUACGUUACGUACGCGAAUACGUUUGCGUACGCUUGACCGGGCGAGCGCGCACUACCCGGGCGCAGUGACGUCAAACUCCGGAAAUAACGAACCAGAGGUGGAAAGUAACGAAAAAAACUACUGUCCUAUUUACGAAUGUAGAAGUCUCUUAACUCGUUCUAGACUUUCUGAUCAGAUUAGCCUCGUGUCACUACGACUCUGGGCCGAUAUGAAUGUGAGAUAAAUCUACGUAAUUAGAAAGGUGAAUAUGAUCUAUACUCUGAUUUUUAAUUCUCUGGAAUUCUGACAUCUCAUAAGUGUUACUACUUAAAAAUGUUUUCCACUGAAAAAAGGGAAAAAACCACUCAUUUGAGGGUAAUUAAAAAUGAAAUGCUACGUAUUUUUUGUUUUACCUACAAAAAGGUAAAUCUAAAAAAUAAGGUAAAACAAAAAAUACGUAGCAUUUCAUUUUUUACUUUUUACUUUUUUUUAAUUCAACGGAAUUUAAAAUCAGAGUAUAGCGUUUUCCCCUUAUAAGGUAUAAAAUCUGUAACUAUACUUUGUCUCUUUCUGUCACAUUCUGUCUAAGAUGUGAUGAAAAGAGACAUGAGUACUUUUAUCGGAGUUAUAUUAUUUUAUACUAUAUAGAAUAAAUCAAAUUAUAUAAUAAUUUUAUUAGAAUUGGGUUUUGUGUAUAUACAUAUGAGAGUUUAAUGUUUUUUUAUGUAUACGGACGUCCGGCGUCUAUAAGCCGUUUUAAGGUAGCUAUCAAUGUCUGGAACAAAUCCUUUGAUCAAACUAUGGGGGAGGGUCUUCCAAAUGUGGACUAUGAGCCAAAUAGAUGAAAUGUUUAUGUAAUAUGUAAUAAAUUAUAUGAAAUAAAUAUAAUGUUAUUUUUAA
This is a messenger RNA of Pieris rapae (cabbage white), 5952 nucleotides long. It is a transcript of the gene Mekk1, whose product is annotated as mitogen-activated protein kinase kinase kinase 4. Gene Ontology annotation, biological process: protein phosphorylation; MAPK cascade. The record is from RefSeq and is a predicted model, not a curated record. Gene Ontology annotation, molecular function: protein kinase activity; ATP binding. NCBI's taxonomy places the organism in Eukaryota, Metazoa, Arthropoda, Insecta, Lepidoptera, Pieridae. The coding region runs from base 360 to 4838 and encodes 1492 amino acids. The transcript has 32 exons.